UCGCCACCUUCCUUCUGUCUUCCUCAGCUGCUGCUGCGUCUUCCUGCUCGCUCUUCGACCGAGUGGGAGAAGAACCUGCGCAUCCUUUUGCAAUAUGGCUGAACGCGUGGACGAGGGCGGUGUCCUGCUACUCCUAAGAUCGAGCACGCCCCCCUUGCUUCUGGACUCAUGUCGUACCGCGUGUCAGCCGGCUCACGAGGGGGGCCUGGGCUUGCCAACCUUGCCAUCCACAACACCCAGCUCAACGUUAUCAUCAUCACAAAUAUUCCUGCACAAACGAUGUACGAGCGUCACGAUUGCAUCGACCGGGUCUUGCAAGAAGCACGAAUGCAGCGACAAUGACAGCGACAUAGUGGAUGAGCAAGGGCGCGAGCUACUUGCAUACGCCAGCAGCAGCUCGGCCUCCACAUCCUCAGGGCAAUGCGUGACGGCAAAGGCACAAUUACCCAAAAAGGGAAACAGUAUCAAAAGGAAAAGCCGAGGCUAUCGAAGAUCGCGAAUAGUCGGUAGCGGCGAAGUCGCGGCCGUUCUCACAGCGCCGGAUGGCUUUUGGCUCAGAGCCGCCGCGAAUGACAGCCGCAGAAACAUCUGGGGCACCUGCAGCGACUCCCCAUAUCACGCAUCGACUUCAACAGCCGGAGCCAGGGCAAAGCCCGCAGCAGGGCCAGUCAUGUACACAGGAGCCAGCAACGGCUAUGGCGGCUCUGGGUUUGGAAGUGGUGGCGCUGGCGGCUCAGGGCUCGGCAGCGAUGCUGACUUUCGGGUGUCGCCCUUCGCCGGGGGCGCAGGUGGAGAUGAUGGUGUACCAAACGGAAGAAGCGGUGGCGCAGAAGAUGCCAGGGGUGGAGGUGGGGGGGGAGGUGGAGGUGAUGGUGGGGCCAACGACGUAGCGAGCAAGGAGAAAGCCAGGAAGGCCAAUCCUCUCGUCGAUCUCAUAGAAACGGAGACUGCAUAUGUCGCAGAGCUAGGGAUGAUUAUUAAAAAAGUCGCAUCUGCCUGGAGCAAGAGUAAUUUCCCUCCGGCAGAGCUGGACACCAUGUUCCGUAACGUCGAGGCGGUAUAUCGCAUCAAUCGAUCGUUUCUUAAGUCGCUAAAGGAGAUUGGACCGAACCCAUCUUCGCCCAAGGCGCUAGGAGACCUACUCAUGCGAUGGGUUGACGACCUCGACGCUCCAUACUCACGUUACUGCGACAACUUCUUCUCCGACUUUGACAACUGGGCCGCUGUGCAAAGCAACAACAAGCUCAACGUCCUGCUUGACGAAAUUUCGCUUCCGCCCGCGAACGGGUCCAUGCCGGUCUACUCAGACAAGCGCCGUGUGCAGGAGGACGGCUGGACGCUGGAUGGGCUCUUUGCGCUGCCGCAGAUCAGGCUGAAGUACUACAAGAAGCUGUAUGCGCGCUUACUUAAGAGCACACAGCCUGGCCGCAGCGAUCACAAGCUGCUCGUUGCAGCCAACGGAAAACUAGAUGAGCUGCUCGAAAAAUCAAAGCGAAGUGUUGUCGUCAGCAUCCUGCACGAUCCGUUUGUGCAGACGUCGUCCGAAGCAAGAGUGUCGCAGAGCAGCCUCUCAGCUGACACUUCCUUGACAGGAACAGCAGACGUUUCUGGUGAUAGGAACGGUUCGGCCACUUCUCAUUCAAUGACCAUGAGCGAACCGCAGAGCCCUUUCAAGCCGCCACCAGCAAAUAUGCCACAAGUGUGGGAAAAGAUGCCGGCGCCAAUCAACACGAACACCGGUUCCCGCGCACCUUCGCCUUACUCUGCGCCAGUCAACAACAGCAACCAAGGCAGCGAGGCGCCGCGUCUACCGGACAGCAUCCGCAGCACCAGCCCGCUCACGAUCUCGCUCUCCUCCGUCUCGUCGAUUAGCAUGGAUUCGGCGGCCGAACAGGCCAUGCGGCUGCAGACGCAGCUGGACACCAGCCGGACGCUGGACAUCUUCACCAUGACGCCGAAAGCGUGCCAGCUGCAAAUUGUCCGGCCUGAUUUGCCGUUCAAGCGCGAGCUGAGGCGCGAUGCGGAUGUUGUCAUCCAUUUCACGCCAAGGGCUACCGGCAAGGAGAUGGUGGUCAGGAGGGCGCAUAUCUUCCUGCUCACCGACUUGUUCUUGGUCUCGGAGCGGAUGAUGCCGAGCGAAAAGGCUUCCAGGCCUGGUCCCGCUGAAUUUUGGCUGCUCUUCCCGCCGCUGGCCGCUAAGCACCUGAAGAUCACAGAUGAAGGAGGACCGGGCAACGUCCUUUCGGUGCUCGUCAUGAAGAAGGAAAUGCUGAUCCUACAUUUCGAUUCGGCUGCCUCCAAAGAGCAAUGGAUCACCGCUUUUGAUGCGUGCCAGCAAUUUGCCAAUAGCAUGGCGCCACCAGCAAAGAAACAGGCCUCGGUCCCUGCGCCUGCUCCCAUGCUGCAAUCGCCGGCUCGUUCGGACUUCAGCGGCGGCUUGCCUUCGCCGAACCUCCCUCCCUUUUCGCCGCUGGUUACAAGCAGCACAAUGUCACACAGCUCAAGUGUCAUGUCACCCACCACGGCAGUCACGCCCACCAAUGGCUUGGAUGGUCGAACGGCGUCGGUUGUAUCAGCCGACUCUGCACGGGGGUCCGCUGGCGCUACUUUGACGCGCGAGGGAUCGUUCAACUCUGUCGCGUCGUUUCCCAAGGCACCUGCACCCGGCGCCGGUGCAUCGCCAGUCAACGGGCCGAUGAUGAUGAUGGGAGGAGGACAAGGUGCGCCGCUACCCCCACGACCCGGUCAAUUCCACAUGCAAAGCCCUCAGGGCUUCUCACCCGGAUACAGGCCCGGCUUCCAAAAUGGGCCGCCGCCAGGUGGGCGUCCGCCGUCGGAUGGCUCGCCGACGAACAGCGUCCAGUUUAUGGGUGGCCGUCCACCUUUCCGUCCUCCUGGGGCAAAUGGCAGUCCUCCGUAUGGACCAGUCCGGCCUGGGCAGCUUAUGCAGAACGGUACAAGUUCUCCUUACGGGCCUGUAUGGCCCGGGCAGAUGAACAACAGGCCGCCAUCUGGACCAGGCGGCAUCGGAUUCCCGCCUCAAAACCAAGGUCGCGGUAGUCCUGGAAAUCAGCAGCAGGGCCUCCACCCUACGACUGGUCCAGGUCCGCGUGGGCAGCCGAACAUGCGCUCGCCAUCUGUGCCUGACCUUCGAGGCCAACGGCAACGGGACAUGCCGAAUGGACGCCCGAUGCAGCCGCGCGCGCGCUCGGCUUCUCAGGAGGGACCGCAGGGACCGCCGAAGCUGCCUUCACAGAUGAUGAAGGAUGGCAGUGCCAAUCAGGAGGAGAAGUACAGUCCGCCGCCGAGUCCGAAGUUGCAGAGGCAGCAGCCACAGACAUCGACUGUGUCUGCGCAGAUGCGCUGCAAGACCUUCCUCAAGCAGAACCACGCGCAAUGGAAGUCGCUUGGUCAUGCAAGGCUCAAGCUAUACGACCUUAUGCCAUCGUGCGACAAGCAGCUGGUUGUUGAGAACGACAAAAAGACGCUCAUCUCGACGAUCGUCAUGCCUGACGGCGUCGAGCGCGUCGGCAAGGUCGGUGUCGCUGUUGAACUCUCUGACCGAGGGGCGAGAACGGGAAUCAUUUACAUGCUUCAGCUGAGAAGCGAGGAAUCCGCUGUCGGCCUCUUCGGGCAGCUCCUAGAAGGCUCCGACCGCACCGCUGCAGCGUACACAAGCACGAAUCAAACGUCCUGAUGCGAGAGAGCGAAACGAAGAGAGGGACAGGAGUUUGAGACGAAACAUUGGCGACCAUCACAACUAUUAUUCGUUGCAAUACUGCUAUCACUACUACUCUUCAGGAAUACAGCCAAACCAGUCAUGCGAGUCGCUUGGGGAAACAAAGAAGGAAAUGCGCGCACCACCCUCGC
Messenger RNA from Tilletiaria anomala UBC 951, 3870 nucleotides. RefSeq lists its product as uncharacterized. Lineage: Eukaryota; Fungi; Basidiomycota; Exobasidiomycetes; Georgefischeriales; Tilletiariaceae. The transcript has 7 exons. Bases 95 to 3697 code for a protein of 1200 amino acids. Gene Ontology annotation, molecular function: guanyl-nucleotide exchange factor activity. The record is from RefSeq and is a predicted model, not a curated record.